Messenger RNA from Linum tenue, 290 nucleotides. Lineage: Eukaryota; Viridiplantae; Streptophyta; Magnoliopsida; Malpighiales; Linaceae. The record is from the annotation of a GenBank genome assembly.
AUCCCUGUGAUGUGUUCAUCUGGACUCAGUGUAGUAACCGCGCCAAUGGCCAUCACGGCAGGAGCCUCUGGUGUGGGUGUGGGCUCAGCUAUCAACAAGCUUAAUGAUGUAGUUGCCAUGAUUGCACAAGUAAGAAGCACUGCAGCUUCUUUAGGCAUUUCAGCUGAUAGAAGUAGCUUAGCUAACGAAAAAAUCGUCAGUGUAACAUAACAGUGCUCUGUUCAACAACCAUGGGGUGUGUGUAUGGAUAGCCGGGUACAAUAGAAACGAGAUAAUUUCCUAUAUGAAUG